CUUCCAUUCGUUUCGUUCGCACGAACAAACGCACGCACGCCGCUGAGUGGGGAGAAGAGAACGGAACGGUCGAGAAGGAAUUGGUGUUGGGUUUGGGUUGGGGCGGCUGCAGCUGCGGGGAGCAUGGGGUACGCGCGGACGGUGAUGGCAGGCGCGGCGGCCGCGGCGGCGGUGCUGGCGGCGGCGGGGCUGAGGAUGGUCAUGCCGGCGGCGGCGGGGUUCGUCGCGGAGGAGAUCCCGCGCGCGCAGGCGGCCGCGGCCACGUGGCUCACGCCGCCCUACCUCUACCUCGUCAUCAACGCCAUCAUCAUCUCCAUCGCCGCCUCGUCGCGGUACCAGCCUAGCCGCGCGGCGAGGACCCACGCCAACGAGGUGCCUGCGCCGGCUUUGGCGAUGCCGAUGCCGAUGGAGGUGCCUGCGACGACGGUGUCCAUGGCGAUGCCGAUGCCGAUGGACGCGCCUGCGCCGACGGUGUCCAUGGCGAUGCCGAUGGAGGUGGCUGCGCCGGCAGUGACCAUGGCGACGCCGUUGCCCGUACCGGAGACGCGGGUUCCGGAGGCCGUGGCCGUCGAGCAACCGGCGGUGAAGAUGGCGCCGGCGCCGGAGGUUGAAGAGAAGGAGGACGACUUCCUCAUCUCGAGGUCCGCGUGGACGCCGCAGCGGCGGGUCGUGCGGGAGGACGCUCAGCUGGAGAACGAGGCGGCGCCGUUCGCGGACCUGACCAACUCAAGGGAGAAGCCGCUCUCGUCAUCCCGGUUCGGCCGGAAAGCGGCCAAGCCCAGCCCCGAAGGGAGCAGGGCGCUGCGGGUGACGCGGCCGCGGAGGGGGGACACGCUGGAGAACACGUGGAAGGCCAUCACGGAGGGCCGGGCGCCGCCGCUGGCGCGCCACCUCAAGAAGGCCGACACCUUCGACACGCGCCCCGGCCGCCGCCCGUCCGGCGGCGGCGGCAGCAAGGAGCUAACUCCUCCUGCCCCGGCGACGAUGCAGAAGGCGGAGACGUACAACGACGCGGGAGGAGGCGCCAGGAAGGUGCGCCGCGAGCCGUCGCUGGGGCAGGACGACCUCAACCGCCGCGUCGAGGCCUUCAUCAACAAGUUCAACAUGGAGAUGCGGCUGCAGCGACAGGAGUCGCUCAAGCAGUACAGCGAGAUGGUCGGCCAUUACUGAACAAGAAGAGAGUUCUCUCAAGAGCUCAGAUGCGAACAGCAGCAAGAAAGCAAGUUACUUGUCUUUUUUCUUUUGGUAGUUUUGGCUUUGGUUUCUGUUUCUUCUCUGUAAGAAGAAACGGAUCUGUCAAUUACUCCUACUAAGAAGCUGAUAGUGAUAGUAGUUUUGCACAAGAGAGAGACAUGUUUAUAGGGAGAUGAUGCAGAUUAGUGAGGGCCCUGGGCAUCCCAAUUCCUUUUGGGGUGCCGGCCAUGUGUAUGUAUUGAAAUCUUUGCUUACUAAGCUGUUCAUUCCUCAACAAA
Messenger RNA from Lolium rigidum, 1472 nucleotides. Its product is annotated as nematocyst expressed protein 3-like. Lineage: Eukaryota; Viridiplantae; Streptophyta; Magnoliopsida; Poales; Poaceae. Bases 124 to 1170 code for a protein of 348 amino acids. The transcript has 2 exons. The record is from RefSeq and is a predicted model, not a curated record.